AUGAUUCAGAAGUCUUUUAAAACAGUACUGAUUCUUGGAUGCAUCUUUUUUGUUUGGAUAAAAGUUACGGCUUCGUUUGCUAUUAAAGAAAUUUAUGUGCCAACGAUAUUUAAGAACUUCGAAUCAACAUCUAAUUAACAAUAUUUUAAGUAGAUUGCGGUUGCUAAAAAAGCAGGGUUAAUUUAUUUUAAGCAAGGCUUAAGUACUAUUAACAUUUAUGAUGAGAAUGAUAACUUUAAUUAGCUGUGCACUUAUUAACCUCAAGGCUAAUUAAAAGACAGUUUCUUAGUAUCUGAUGAUGGUAAAUUCUUAAUUGUUGUCCUUUAGAAUUUCUUAAAUAUAUUAGAAUUUGAUCAUAAAACAAAAACCCUCUCUAUUUUGUUUACAGAUGUUUAAUAAUCUCAAUUUAACAUUCUAUCUCUCAACUAGUAGCAAAAUAAAAUUUACUUAAUUAGAGAUUAAGUUAAUUUUUAGAUUAUUUCGCUAGUAGACUUUAGCAUAGCUAAAGGAACUCUUAAUAACUAAUGGUAAGUUUUGGAUAUGCAUAUUUCUAAUGAUGAGAAAUGGCUGAGUGUAAGCGCUAAUACAUAAGGUCUAUUUUUUUAUUAGAUUAAUAAAUCUGAUAACUCUACAAUUUAAUUUACAUAAGUUUCCUCAAAUUCAAAUGUCAAUUUUUACCAGUUCAUCCUAUUCAAAAACGACAAAUACAUAAUAGGCUUAGAUUAUUGGUAGGGAAUAAGUAUAUUUGAUCUAACAACUUUUGCUUAGGAGCUUAACUAGGGAAACACAAACAUUUAGCUAAAUACCCCAGUUAUAAACUGGUGGAUGGUAUAGGGUGGGUUUCCUUAUUCAUCUACUAUUGAAAUUAACCAAGAAUAGUCUUUGAUAUAUGUAGGAGCGAGAUCAUCAGGCAUAUACGCUGUAGACAUUACUAAUAUUUUAAAUCCAGUAGUGUUCUAACUUAUUUAGAUUUAAGAUGAUAUAUUUUAGUUAAUCCUAUCCUACAACCUCUCUUACCUAUACUUAUCAACAAAAAAGAGUGUUUUAGUAUAUGAAAAAGAUCAGGUUAAUCUAUAGAUGAGUUAUCCUAAUUUGUAUAAUAAGCAUUAAUCCACUCUUUCUUCUAUCUUAAAUACUCCAUAUGGUUGGAGAAGUCUUUUACUAAAAGAUGAUAUAACGCUAAUAGUAACAUGCUCUAACUAUGGAGUUGUCAUCGCAUAAUUCAACUAAACUAGUAUAUAAUUACCAUUAUAGGUACUCAGUACAAUUUCCUACCCUUUUUUAACAUAUACUGACAACAUAAUGCUAUUUAGAAACGAAACAUUCCUCUUAGUUCCUGUAUAAGAUCCUAGUGGAUAUAUCAUAGAUGUCUAUGAUAUUUCUAACAAAACUUCUCCAAAAGUUGUACAACGUAUAGCUUCUUCAACAUCUGCUUAUAUCUAUUCUAUGUCUAAAAAAUAAGAUGAAACACUUUUUGGCUGCCAAAACCUAAAUUAAUUGGUCUUUUAUAAUAUCUCUGGUAACAUCUCAUUUAAAUUGAUCUCUUCAUUUAGUAUCCCAUAAGCUCUUUCAACAGUUCAAACCAACGAUAUGGCUAUUUUGAAUGGUUUUCCAUACGUUAUUUUACUUUUUAGAGCAUUAACAAUAGCAGCUUUAGAUAUUUCAGAUGUCUAAAAACCUUUUAUUGCAAGUAAUAUUGAUUCUCUCGGAGCUGAACAAGUAAUUUAAGGUACAUAUUAAAGAAAUUAUUGUUUUGUUGCAGAUGGUUUGUAAGGAAUUUCUGUUAUUGACUUAACCUAACUCCCUAAAAUAGUAAUAAUUUCAAAUGUUUAAAUUAGUGGGUAUACCAAUUUUUUGAAUCCUAUUGUGAAAGAAUAAUUUAUAAUUACAAGCCAGCUAAGUGGAGGAGAAUCAUCCUUAGUAAGUAUGAGCUCAAUAAAAUCUCCUCAAUUUCUUAGUUAACUUUAAUACAAAAGUGAAUUUGCAGCUGCUUCAUCCUUAACAAGCGACUUAAGUUACUUAUUUGCUAUAAAUGCUGGUGGUGUUAGGAUAAUUCCAAUAAAAGCUAAUAUCUUUAUUCAUUAUGAGUUUUCAUAGGUUGUUAAAGAUAGUACAGGUGUUAUAAAUCUAAUAAGAUUAAAGCAAGUAGACUAAAUUCUGUCUGUAGGGCAAACUAUUUAGAUCACUUUAAAUCCACUAUAUCCUAUAUCUGGAUCAUAAAUAACAAGUGCUUAUUUUGUAAGAGAUGGUAUUUUAUAUGAUUUACCUUCUUGGAUGGUAUUUGAUAUCUAUUAAAGCACACUAACUUUGAGUAUUACCAAGGAUUCGCUUAAUGUAAUUAAAGCAAACAGCUUAAACAAUAAUGAUAUUACAAAGCAAACCGUUGUAUUUGUAACUAAAUUACCUCUUACCUAAAAUUCAUUUGCUUUUACAAAUGAACUUACAGGGAAUGUUACAAUUAGCCAAAAUAUGAGUUAACAAAUUUUUAUUGCCUAUAAGAAUAUGGGCACCAUAAAUCAUUUGAACUAAGUUUCAGAUUCAUUUGCUGAAGAUGAAACUUUUACUCCUCCUACGAUUACUGGAUUAAAUUUAACUGAUGAUGCAAUCUUGAAAAUCAAAAAAGUGCUAUAGAUGAGCAUAACAUAUUCUCCAGUUGAUCUACUAUUGCAAAAAUCAUUAAUAAUAGAUUUCACAUAAGAUAAUAAUUAUAUUUAAUCAUAUUCUCCAUCUGUUAGUAUUUUAUUUACUAUUAAUUAAAAAGAUGGUAAAUUUGUUAAUAGACUAUAUUCUAGUGUUGUAACUUCUUUAACAGAGAAGUAGGAUUAAAUCUAAUUACAAGGAAAUAUUAAAAGCUUAAAUUAACUCCUUUAGCAAUAAAUUUAAAUAUACCUCUAUGAUAAAAGCAGUAGAAAUAUUAACAUUCAAAUUUAAGUAAGCGAUGGAAUAAAUAAUGACUAUAUAGACACCUAUACAUUUGAUUAACUAUCUAAAAUAUUGUAAAUAAAAAAAGAUCUUUCUAUUAGUCCAGAAAAUAAAUUAUAAAACUAAAUUAAUAAUUAAUAUCCAGGAUCUCAAAUUUAAAUAGAUAGUUAAGUUGAUAUAGAGUUUUCUUUGAAUACAUUUAACUACGCGAACUUUAAUGAGUUACAAUUUUAAGCCUUUUACUUUGAUAAUGAUCAAUACAUACCUUUAACUAAUUAGCAAAAUGAAAUUUAAUUCACUCCUUAAUAGUUUAAAUUUUAUAUUAAAACAUCAACUUCAGACUUUGGAAGAAAGUACUGCUUAGCUAUCAAUGCAACAGAUUCUUAUUCUUGGGCUAUGGACUCAUUUUGCGUAACAGCAUCUGUCAUUUCAUUUCUUGUGUUUUUGAAUAUAUUUGUAUAAGUGCUUGGACCUUUAUUGUUUUUCUUAGGUGUAUUCAAGUAUUGGAAUUCGCUUUUUAAUAUGUUCUUUAACAAAUAAAAUUUGUUAGGAAAAAAGUAGAUUGAAGAAAACAAAUAAUUUGUGCUAAAAUUUAUUGUAGUUAAUGAUUCUUAUUUGAUAGGUUAAAAACUUUUCAAUGAAUAUGUAAAAAAUAUACCAGAAAAAACAAUAGCUCAAAAAUUAAUUUAAAGGUGUUAAUCACCCCACAAUAGUUCGCUAUUAAAGAGUGACAUUCUAAAAUUAACUUUAAAAAAAGAUGAAAUAUUAUAAUAAAAUUCAAGCGAUGAUAAACAAGAAAUGUAAAUUAAUGAUUUUGCAUUUACAAAAGAAUAAAAUGAUAAAGCUAGAUAGGUUCUUCAAAAAACUACAAGAAUUUUAAAUAGUAAAAGUUUCAUGAAUAAAGAGAUUAAUUACUAGAAAUUUUCUAUCUACUUAACCAAUAAUUAAACUAUUGAUAUAAAAACAUUUAUUACUGAUUUAUAUACUUCAAACAAGCCAAUUAAUUAUGAAGGAAAGGUUAUUUAUCCUAAGUAGCUAUAAAAUGAGCUUAAUGAUUCUGGAAGCGUUCUCUAUAACUGCUUGUCUGGACUUCUUAUUUAAUAAUUUUUAAAAUUAAAUAAACGCACAUUUGUUGUUUAUUAAUUAAUAAAAUAAAUCGCUUAAUUAUGCAAUAAAAAUUCAUAAAAAUAAUGGACUGAAUUUUUAACUGAGUCUUUUCCAAUAUUAAAGUAAAAGAAGUAUAAUGAAGAAUAAAUAAUUCCUUAUAUAUAAAUAAAAGAUGAAAAUCUAUUGAAAAUAUUUAACAUUUUGCUGUUAAGUAUGAAAAAGAAUGUUCUAUUAAAUUCUUAUGAACUAAAUGCAGUAAAUAUAAAAUAACUAUUGGGAGUAGACUUAGGAUUAAUAAUUGACAAUAUCAUUACAGAUGCUAUUGGUAUAGUUAAACCAACAAACAGUUCACUAUAUCCUAAUAGUGGAGAGAGUAUACACCUCUUAGAACACAAAAUUAAAAAAGUGUAAGCAUAUAUGAAAUCUAAGAACUCUAAAACAUUUUGUCUAAAGAAGUUUUUAAAUAUGGAGUAUUAGCCUUUAUUUUCUCACAAAAAUUAAUAAUUACCUAGUUGGCUAAAAAUUAAAAUAGAAAAAUAACUAAUAACUCUUUAUGGAAUUGCUCCAUAAAGCCAAAAUUAUAAUAAGUUAAAGAUUUGUAUUUUCGACAAUAAUGAAUGCAUAGUUAGAGAAGUCAUAUUAGAAAUACUAAGCAACAAAAAUAAUUAAAAAUCUUAGCUUAACAUAUCAGAUGAUAUUUCUAUUCUUGAAUCAGAAUAAGCUUUGCCUCUUAAUAAAUAUGGUUAUAGUGAAGUAAGAGAUAAAUAAUCACCAACAAAAUUAAAACUACUUGAAAAUAUGUAAAGCGAAGGUAAUUAGACUAAGCAAACAGAAAAUUAACCAAUUUUAUCUAAAAAUAACUUUAGAGUUAUCUCAUUUGAAUAAUAUUGCUCAGAAAGCUAGUUUAGUGUUAAAGCCCAAAGCUCGCUAUAUAAAAGUAAUGUUUUAUAGCUAAAUAGAACUAUCACAAAAUCAAUAAAUCCUUUGUUAAUUAAUAACAAUGUUGAUACUUUAGAAUGA
Messenger RNA from Tetrahymena thermophila SB210, 5049 nucleotides. Its product is annotated as transmembrane protein, putative. NCBI's taxonomy places the organism in Eukaryota, Ciliophora, Oligohymenophorea, Hymenostomatida, Tetrahymenidae. The transcript has a single exon. The record is from RefSeq and is a predicted model, not a curated record.